ACCUGCCAACAUCGCCCCUGCAGAGGCAGCCAUUUUGGAAUGCUCCUGUCUCUCGAGCGCUGUGGGGUAGCCGUCGAUCGAGUUGGCAGACGAACCAUCGGAAUUUGGAGAUCCGGUUUGCAUUUGAUGUAGGCCUAGUGCGGACCAGAAGUUUGGAUUUUGACAAGCCGUCGCUCUCUUGCAUUUCUUUUCAAUUUUAGCAUGUCGGGCCAGAGCGUUCUGGACCGUGUGACGGCGGCCAAGCACACAAUCACGGGCUCCGACUUGGCCAAGUCGGUGUGCAAGGCGACUACCGCUGAAGUGAUGGGGCCGAAGAAAAAGCACUUGGAUUACCUAAUCCAGUGUACAAUGACAGAGCACAUCAACAUUCCAGAGCUGGCAGAUCUCAUCAUAGAACGUACCACAAACACUAACUGGGUGGUUGUCUUCAAAGCGCUCAGCACGUGCCAUCAGCUCAUGAUCUACGGCCAUGAAAAAUUUAUACAGUAUUUGGCCACAAGGACAGUGGUUUUCAACCUGGAAGAGUUUAUGGACAAAACAAAUGUUCAAGGUUACGAUAUGUCGACGUAUAUUAGACGAUACUCAAAGUAUCUCAACCAGAAGGCAUUGUCCUACAGAACUGUGGCAUUUGAUUUCUGCAGAGUCAAAAGAGGGAAAGAGGAAGGGAAGUUACGAACAAUGACAGCAGAUAAGUUGCUGAAGACCUUACCGACCCUGCAGGCUCAGAUGGAUGCCCUCUUAGAUUUUGAGAUCUCACACAACGACAUGACAAACGGCAUAAUCAACGGGAGUUUCAUGCUGCUCUUCAAGGAUGUUAUAAGGCUCUUUGCCUGCUACAACGAUGGAAUCAUCAAUCUUCUUGAGAAAUAUUUUGAUAUGAAUAAAAAGGAUGUGAAGGCUGCACUUGACAUCUACAAGAAGUUCCUGAGCAGAAUGGAAAGAGUGGCAGAAUUCCUCAAAGUAGCAGAGCAAGUUGGCGUGGACAAAGGUGAAAUCCCAGAUUUAGCUCAGUUCCGAGAUGUGCCGGCUGAAUAUAAAAAUCGAGGUUUUCAGAAUGUUGGUUAUAAUCCGACAAAGGGGAAUAGGGCACCAAGCACUCUUUUAGAAGCCCUGGAGGCGCAUGCAGCAUCGCUGGACAACAAGAAGUCCUGGACCAAACCUGCUGCUGUGGCCUCGGCCGUCAGCGCUUUCGCCAACUCAGUCUCCCACAUUGACAGCGAGGAGAAGAAGCGGGCCAUCGAGGAGGAGAAACAGCGGCUGGCUGCCUUGAAGGUAGUGAGAGACCAACCACCGACCACUGACCCGUUCUCCGCAGAGCCACUUAGCGUAGCACUGACGAAUAUGAACGCCAAACAGCUCCAGGAGCAGACUGACAGUAAAAAGGCCCAGGCAGCCCCCAGCCAGAAUAACCCGUUCCUCUCCUCGCCCACCACCUCACCGGUUCACCAGCCAGCCACUACUACAGUGUCCAGGGACAUCUUUGGCGCACCACCCCAAGGCAUGCAAGGCACAGUAGCUCAGCCGCAACCAACGAGCAAACCAUCCAGCGAUCUGAUUGGCCUGACAGCGUCGGCCAUCACGCCUUCCAUCCACGCCCAAAUAGCUCAGCCACAGAUGGCCAGUCAGGCCCAGUGGGGUGCAUCAAAUGUCCUAGCAGCCACGUCUAGCUCUCCACUCAACAUUCCGGCCCCUGGCUCGCCCCUCCGAGCCUGCACCUCAGCCCCCUCAAGUUACAAGGACUCAUUUGAGCCCUUCGGGAAUGCUCAGACAAGCUUCACAAACAACAAUGACAUCGGGGCCAACUUUGACAAAGUCUUUACGGAAAAUACCAGACAGAAUGCCAACACCACAGAGCUCUUUGGCAACAUUCUCCAGCCCAUGAACCAGGCAGGACAGCAGCCGCCCAAGCCUGUGGAGAACCCUGUGAAGUCAAGUGAGGGUGCCGACCUUGACACCACCCUCAGCAAGCUGGCCACCAACAUCAGUCUGGACAUCCGAGGGUCUAUGUCUCCCAAGAAGUCAGAUCAUCAGUGGAAUAAGCAAGCGUCGACGAUGGCGGGUGGCAGGACAGGUGGCGCAGCAUGGCAGCCCGUCCAGGUGGCCUCCACGACGUGGCCCCAGCAGCCUCAACAACCCUACAUGGAGCCCAACCAGGGACAGAUGCCCCAAAUGCAGGGUAUGGGUGUCAGACCGGUUGGCAUGCAGCCGGGGAUGGCGGGCAUGUACCCCCAGCAAGGCAUGGCACCCAUGGGGAUGUAUGCACAGCAACAGCAGCAACAGCCAAGGAUGAUGGCCCCACAGCAACCCCAACCCAGCGAUCCUUUUGGAAAUCUCUGAAAGUGUACCUCUGAGAUCAGCCAGGAAUAAAUGAUAGAUACAUGUAUAGUAACACACAAACCAGACAGAAGUCCAGGAUUGGAGCAAGUACAGCACACAACGUGGACCACCUCCCGUCUGUCACCUGACCAAUCAGAGUUCUCCAGAUUCUUGGAAGAAGUGUUAUGCUAAUCCAUAUGUUGUACCUCAGUCGUUGUGAUUGAGAAUCGUGAAUAUUCAUCAGUGUGUUUCAGAUUAUAUACUUAAGGAUUUAUGUAUAAGAUGUAAAUACAUAUGACUCGGCUAUCCAAUCUGACGUGGUUGGUAGUAGGCAAUAUUAAUUUCUUUUAUCCCGACUGGUCAGUUAGGUUAAUUCUCCUCCUCCGUUGACCACUCAAGGUCAAGAGUAUUUGUGGCCAGGAAUUCCACAAACAGGGUAAAAACCAGGUUGAGUUACAACAGCGUAAGCCAGUUUGUGGACUGCACUGCGACCACCGAAGGUGAUUGCUUACUGCCACGGUGAACUGCAUACCCGUGAAACCUUCAAAACUUCUUUCUUUUUUUAAUCUGAUGGGUUUGGCAGUCCUCUGGAGGAUGGAUAUUUGUACUGACCUAAUUUUCGUAUAAAGCCUCCAGGCUCAGCUACCUGUAUUGAACCAGAGACAAGCUGGCUUUUGCUCUCAGCCAUUUCUUUUUCCCGGAUGAGUAGGGAGCUUCAUAAAUGACAACUUCUAAAAAAGGCCUUAAGUGAAGAUUUUCGCGUAUCGUCGGUUCUGAUCAAAGCGAGUAGCCAAAGAGCCGUCUACUUAGCUAGACUUCCAAUCCCGAUGUUUCCAUGUACAUGUAUCAUGUGUUAUACAUGUGUGAUAGUACCAUCUGACGUCUAAAAAAAGUAACUCUUUGUGGAUACACGUAUGUAUUUAGUAAAGUAACAGAAGAAAUAAUUAUGCCAAAUGAAGUGAGCUAUGAAUUUUUUUUUUACCUUUUCUUUAGAAGAAAUAACCUGUGGAAAAGCAAGCUUAUAUAUUUGCCUAAUUUUCCUCUAUCGCUUACCAGAUUCUUAUUUUUGUUGUAACAUAGAAAUUAUGUGUCAGUGUUGUAGUGAGUUUGUUUGAACUGACGUAAUAAGUAGAAAGGUUGUUUCCAUACCAAGUUUUAUGCUGGAGGGUAUUUUUGGAAACAAUGUAUCAACUUACUGAAGCCCAUUCACUGUUCGUCCUUUUUCAUACAACUCUGUUUUUCCGGAUUUGGAUUUACAAUUCCAAAAAGUCUUUGAAAUUUCUUCACGGUCCUACACAUGAGAACGGGCACUUCCUGGCCGCUGUAGUGACACUAGCCCAUGCUAGAUGUCGAAGAAAACUGACUUAAAUUUCUUUCUUCAUCCACACAUUGUAAUAUAAAAGAUAAUGUUUCGUACAGAUGGAACUCCAUUAGGAACGUUUGGAUCGUUCGGAAAAAUGAGCCAGUUCAGUAUUUCAAAAAGCCAAGGUCAUUCGGGACCAAAGACUGCGCUUGAGUCAGCGCAUGGCCGCGCUGACGAGUCAGACUAUUGUGCACACGCGUACAUAGUACCGAAUAGCCUAGUGCUUGGUGUUACGGCCGAUGAUGUAAUAAUCGACGCAUAAUGUAAUACCGACCGAUAAUGUAAUCUACGGUUGUUACAUUGUCGACCGGUUUGGGUUAUUACAUUAUCGGCCGUAACAGCUGGCCAUGCGCUGUUAAAUGACGAACUGGCUCAUUAAAGUUGCCUGUUCGCAUUUUUUGGUCUGCCUGAUAAAUCUGCCUUUGUUUUGCCGUUUAUAUGGACGCAUUCAACGAAAACGUUAGUUGCACGCAUUGAUGAAGUGGAAUCAAACAGUGUUUGAAACAAGACGAGAAUGUUUAGAAAAGAAAACACGAGGAUUGUGGAUCAGUUUACUGCAGGUCAGUCGUGUGGGUAGAUUUUGUAAGCUUUAUUGGUCUAACUUAAACGGUGGGCUUUCACUGAAUUUUUCAAGCUAAAAAUCAUUUACCCUGAAAACUACUUUUUUAUUAUUUCGAGUCAAUUUAGCCUACUGCAGCUAGUCUUUAUUUGAGGGCAGCAGAUGGUACAUCAAGGUUUCCUGUGGUGAAUGUGGAGAUAGUGAUUGUAAACGACUUCACACGAAGUGUGUUUGCCAGCAUGUUAGCUUUGUAGUAUUGAAGAUUAUGUUCUUCAGCUUUUGUUACGUUUGUUUCCAGUGCAUUGGCGAUACAUUUCUGUUUGUGCUGUGUGUUAUUUUUUUCAUCUCAGAUUUUAUAUGUGGUGUGAACCUGCAGUUUCGACGAAAUUGUUCACGUCGCUUUGCACCAAAGACCGUACUGGGACGCUUUGAACAUAAAUAAUUAUUGUUCACCUGGAUAUUGGAUUGAAAAUCAGCAGCCGCAGUAUGUCGUACGCAGUCGUAUUUCCGUUACGGACAAGGUCAAAAAACUUUCCUAUUCACUUUUUCAGAUUUCUACGUACGAAUGAAAAGGAGUACGUAAGCUUUAUGAAGUUUGGUUUCCAUAUGGUCGUAACGAACGCUGAUGGCACGCAAGACGUCAAGACGCAGACAGUCAUGGGACGGGAGACACCCUGCGUUCCGUUAUUCCACCAAUAAAAUCAUGCAAAUUGUCGCAUAAAACCCCUGUUUCGGUAGGAAUUACGCCCCUUGAAGCCUAACUGAUACCCCAGUAGUUUGAUGUACUUUGUUUAUGGUCAGCUAUUUGGUUGACAACUGGGGCUGCAUAAUGCGAGUUAUCAGGAGAAAUGGACAAAAUGAGUGGUACUAAGCGAGAGGAACGUCGUUGGACGCCCUUCAUGCCAGCGUGCGUGUAUUAUAGGCCUAUUUAGCGACUCAACGCAGACAGUCAGCAAAGUUGAACCGGGCUCAACUUUUGCCGGUCCGUUUGGAGUUGGUUUGCGUGUGUCUGGGUUAUUGGCGACACCUCCGUUUAACAUGUUUCCAUAUGUCUGCGUUGCAGGUUGCGUCUUAGUUGCGCUGCUCUCUUCGUUUCUUACGUCGAUUUCGAAACCUCUAUGGUAGACUCGCAACCGUUUCUGUGGGUAAUCCAACAUACGCCCUUACUUCACGCUUUACAAGUCCACACUUUCUUCAUCCAUGUACAUAUACACUUGUAAUUCGCACUUAAAAGACAUACGUUCGACAUGCCGUCAAUGCGUGCGUGUUGUACGAGGGCACGUACGAAUCAGAAGUAGUACGCAAGGACCUCAAGUUGUGCGUUCGUGCGCAGGUCUGCAAACUCGCUUGAAGAAAAUGAUUCAGCAUGUCACUCAUACAUGAAGCAGCUCUUGUGUAAUGUCGCUGUGCCCAUUGGUCGACAGAGGGAAUAGUGCAUUGGGGAUACGAGUGCCAGUGUACGGCAGAAUGGUAACCGAGUUUCGUGCAAAUCCACUGAGCUACCAAAAUCCACCACGUCCAAAGCCACCUUUGUGAGUGGGCCCUGCGUCUUUAUGUGUUUUCCCAGGUCCUUGGUUUAGUAGCAAACGAAAUGAGGAUAAAGUAGUAUAAACCGAAACAAGGCAAAGUGCAAAUGGACCACCCGUGACACACGUUGGAAAUCGUUUUUAGUUGUAUCACUGCCAAUAUUUUGCUUCAACCUUUUACUGAAGUGGUAGAAUGUCGGAGCUGCUAAAUUUCACUACAAUUUCAUGGCGUUCUCGAGAAAAGUUGUUUGUUACCCCCAAGCAACGGUGGUGAGGAAAUGAAGUGUCAAAGUGAUUUAUGCUCGUCAAACAGUCGGUUUGUCGAAAUUACCUCCCAGCAGUUUCAUCAAGGAAGCCCAAGGAAACUGCGUGUUGUUCACCGUGAACUGUAUGUAACAUGGUUUGCAGAAGUAAGGUGUUCCUGUAGGGACGCAUACUUGUCUCCAUGCAGGCUGUGGUAAUCAUGUUAGGAAAUCAUGUGUAGUUGGUCUCAAAGUAAACCCAGCAAUAGCAUUCGUGAUUCCUACCGAAUUAGAGUUAAUGUAAAGUAUUUCUGUUAACCCUGGGUUGGUGAACUCUUUCUUGCUAUCAUUUUUAAUACAUGUGUAAAGACUGAACACGUCUUUAAGGGAUUAGUGGUGUGUAAGAAUUGAACACGUGAUGUCUAGCUUCUCAAGAAACAAACUAAUGACAAAAUUGUGUUUAAUUUCUGAAGACAGGUUUUGAGAGUGUGCUGUCAACGCUAAUAGAUAAAAACUUCAUCAGGAUUACAGUCGUUUAGCUGUGAACAGAUUUUCAGAACUGGUUUUAUAGAGAAAAUAUUGCGCGGUAUGCUCUGAUCUUUUCUUCUCUAAAAGAUCCGUAUGUCCCCCUGUAUUGUGUGUAACAGUCUGAUGUAGUCGCCAUGGUUUCUUAAAUAUUGGCGAACGAAAAAAAUGAUUCGAUUGUAUCGUAAAGAUCUAUAGGAUAUGGAAUAAACCUUUUUUCCAUGUUUUGUUAAUGUCAUUUUCACACAGAGUUAUUCUAUUAUGUAUAAAAUGCAAUAUACUGCGGUUGUUAAAAACUGAAGAAAACAACUUAAUAUCAUGUCAUGUUUUGUUUCAGUAAUUAAAAUAAUACUUAAAAUGUCCGACCACAA
Messenger RNA from Acanthaster planci (crown-of-thorns starfish), 6902 nucleotides. Its product is annotated as phosphatidylinositol-binding clathrin assembly protein LAP-like. NCBI's taxonomy places the organism in Eukaryota, Metazoa, Echinodermata, Asteroidea, Valvatida, Acanthasteridae. Gene Ontology annotation, biological process: clathrin-dependent endocytosis; clathrin coat assembly; synaptic vesicle budding from presynaptic endocytic zone membrane. Gene Ontology annotation, molecular function: 1-phosphatidylinositol binding; clathrin heavy chain binding; phosphatidylinositol-4,5-bisphosphate binding. The record is from RefSeq and is a predicted model, not a curated record. Gene Ontology annotation, cellular component: clathrin-coated pit; clathrin-coated vesicle; extrinsic component of presynaptic endocytic zone membrane.